CUUCUCACGCAGCUUGUGGAAUGGUUGAGAAGUACGCGAAUAAUGCCCAUUUAGCCUUUUUGGAGAAGGCGGUAUUGGGCUGGAAGGCUCAAACACACCGAGCGUGAUGUCAUGUGCUGAGACCCGUGUAACUGGACAGGGAACAUUUCUCUCGAGCCUACUUAAAUCUACCGGCCACUUGCACUUGAAGCGAUAGUUCCUCGUAUUCCUGACAGGAGGGAUUCCGCACAGAAGCGUAGUCAUGGCAGGAAUGUUUGCCUACGAGAGCUCGGAGGUGGACUGGUGCGAGGACAACUACAAGCACUCAGAAAACGUGGUGGAAUAUUUUAACACGAUGAGCAGCUUCGUCUUCUUCGUGGUCUCCCCCAUCAUGCUCUACCUGUUCCACCCCUACGCCCGGGAGCGGAACCUGGCCGUGCACCUGGUCUGGCUCCUGAUGAUAUUUGUGGGUCUGUUCUCCAUGUACUUCCACAUGACGCUGAGCUACAUGGGGCAGAUGCUGGAUGAGAUCUCCAUCCUGUGGGUGCUGGCCAUUGGCUAUGCCCUCUGGUUCCCACGGAGACAUUUUCCCUUCUUCGUCAAGGACAGGACGACCUUCUCCAGGAUGGUCCUUGCCAUCACCGUGGUUACCACCCUGUCUUCCUUCAUCAGGCCCACCGCCAACGCCUACGCCCUCAACUGCUUCGCCCUUCACAUCCUGUACUCCCUGGGCCUAGAGAUGCGCAGCUGCACGGACCAGCGGGCCCUGCGUCUGGCCCAGGCCUCGGUGGGCCUGUGGGUGCUGGCCAUCUCCUGCUGGAUCAGCGACCGAUUCGGCUGCAGCGUCUGGCAGAAACUCAACUUCUGCUACCUGCACGGGAUCUGGCACAUCCUGAUCGUGGUGGCCACGGCUUACGGCAGCACCCUGGUGGCCUACCUGGACGCCAGCUAUGAGAUCCCUCACUCUCUGCCCAGCCUGCAGUACUGGCCCCGGGACGACUGGGCCCUGGGCCUGCCGUACAUCGCCCUCAGGGGCACCACAAAGACCCGGAAGGGGUGUUAAAAAGGCCCGGAAGGGGUGUUAAAAAGGCCCGGUGCGCUUGUCACUGCCGGGACAGUGAAUUAAGGCUUUUAUGAGGACACACUUUUUUUUCUUCUUGAUACUCAGUUCAGGGGUUUUCAUUUAUACUACGUAUAAUUCAUGUUUUUUUUUUGGUCUUUUUUUGUUUAGGUCGUUUGAAAAUUAGAGAUGUGCUGACUGAUCAGUUUACAUUCCGUAGCAUGUCAUCCCGUUGUGUGUGUGUGUGUGUGUCUGUGUGUGUGCCUGUAAUUUCUUAUGUUAUUCAAAGACCAGAGAAUGUUUUCAAAAUUUGUGGAUAUUUUUGAAUUUUUAAAAAUAUAUGCGCAAUUCCGUUUUCUACUGGUUGUUUAAAACUUUUUACAUUUUUUUACUGGGGUUUUUGUAGCGUUUUUCAGAAUGAUGUGCAAUGCUAUGAUUUAAGUGAAGAAGUCUUGUUUAAAAAGAAGUCUUGUUCAUUUUGCUUGAAGUGUACUUUGAUGAACACUGGAUCAAUGAAUUAAUGCCUUGAAUUUUGUGUGAAAGAAGUUUGAAUUGUUUGUGUCUGCUCACAAAUGAAGCCAGGUGGCUGUUUUGUCGAUCCAGACUCAUGGUGCAAUGGUGCGAUUCGAGUGCAUUACCUCAGAUAAAGUCACAGGUGCUUAUUUCAAAACCAACACAAUAUCUCUUUCACAGAAGUGCCAGUUGUGUGGUUGUGCUGGGAGCAUUUACCCCAUUUAAGUGAUUUAAAAACAAACAUUGCCUCGUCGCACAGCUCUCACACAGAUCUGGAUUUUUCAAAUAAACCAUGCAACGAUUAUUCAAUAUAGCACAGUUGUAUUUUUUUUAUUUAUUUUUUUAUUUCGUCACAAGUUUGAACUGUAAAAACACAGCCCAGAGACUUUACAGCUGAGCCCUGUUUUGUGUGGCCGAUAUCGAUGACCACUCGUUCUGUAAUUAUCGGUUAAAAGAUACUGAGGGUAAAUUGAGGGAAUUCAACCUCCUGGCUGAAAAAUAGGAACUGUUUUCUUUCAAUGAAACGGACAAUGUAUACCACUUUGGGACUCAGGGCUGUGGACAUUUGAAUGGCCGAUGAAAUUAUUUUGCACAUUUUGAAAGCAAACAAAUGCACAGCAUAAGCAGGCAGUUAAAAGCAGCACGAAGUGAAUCCUGUAUUUUAGGGGUCUCGUGUGCGUUCACGUUUAUCCUACAAUAUAUGUCUUAAAAAUGUUUUGUGUGUUGGUACUCCUGGAGCGCGUGUGAAUGUGAUCAAAUUUUCUCAGGUGUUUCAGGGAGCAAAUGUUGCCAGUGCACUUCAAGCAAAAUACGCUGUUGUCACA
Messenger RNA from Anguilla anguilla (European eel), 2376 nucleotides. It is a transcript of the gene acer1, whose product is annotated as alkaline ceramidase 1. Gene Ontology annotation, cellular component: membrane. The transcript is spliced from 8 exons. The coding region runs from base 242 to 1042 and encodes 266 amino acids. NCBI's taxonomy places the organism in Eukaryota, Metazoa, Chordata, Actinopteri, Anguilliformes, Anguillidae. Gene Ontology annotation, biological process: ceramide metabolic process. The record is from RefSeq and is a predicted model, not a curated record. Gene Ontology annotation, molecular function: hydrolase activity, acting on carbon-nitrogen (but not peptide) bonds, in linear amides.